UCCGAGCGGCCCAGGCCCAUUUCAGCUAGAACUGUGCAAUCCUCUAGGCUCAACCCACUCUCACACCGAUGACCGAUCCGAAGCCGCCGGCGACCAUCUCCGGGGAGGCAGGGGAAGCGGUGACGAGGUGGCGAUAAGGCGGAGGAGCUGAGGCGGGGAGACUGGACCUCUGCGAGUGGGGAGCUGAGAGGCGGCGGGCCGCAGUUGGGUCCUGCAGAAGCUUCUGCGGACGGAGUCCUAGCGAUGGGCGAUGCACAGGCGGAAGGGGAGGGUCCGCGCUGCGUCGGCUGCGGCGGGCGCGUCAAGACGCUCUUCGUGCAGUAUUCCCCGGGCAACAUCCGCUUGAUGAAAUGCGAUAACUGCAAGGCUGUUGCUGAUCCCUACAUUGAGUGCGAAUUCAUGAUUAUCUUGAUUGAUCUGAUCCUGCACAAGACAAGGGCGUACCGCCAUAUUCUGUUUAAUAAGCUGAGCAUGGGAUCAUCUGUUGACAAGGGAAUACUUUACCGGUCCACUUUGAUACAUAUUGCUCUUGACGCAUUCAGAAUAUCUUUUUCGAAAGGAAACAGAGCUGAUGGGGCUUCUUCCACAAGCAUUUUCUCUACAAUUUUCAAUUGCUUUGAGGUUAUUGGCGAUGCAUUGUUAGGGAACAUCAUAUUUAUGAUCAUGUUAUUCCUGGGAGUGCGGUUCAUUCUCAAACUAUCUUUCGACAUUACAAGGUAUAGAGAGGUUCUAUUCGCUGUUAUCAUUUCAAGCUACUUCAAGUUGUUUCUUUUCACAAUGAUGGUUUGGGAGUUUCCAUCAUCUGUUAUAUUCAUUGUUGAAAUGUUUGUUCUCUCAUCAAACGUUGUAGCCCUGAGAGCAUCAAGUGACACAUAAUCAAAGUUUUUCUAUUGAUCCUGCCAUGGCUGGAUGAAAAGGGGCUUUCUGUAAUCAAGAUCUCUAGUGAUGGGAUCAGACAGAUGUCCCCAGUUCUGCAUCUCGUUUCACAGUUUCCAAAAGCCCACUGUUUUGGGGUCUGCCUCAUGGCGCAUGCAGCAAAAUACUUGACCGAGAGAUGGAUCCUCAGGAAACCAUGAGCCUAAAGCCAUCCAGAUCAUCCUUGGAACUUCAAGCACGGCCCAAUCGGUAGACGAACUGGUACUCCAAUCCACCCCGCUUCUUCUAGCUCGCCGUGCAGCUCCACUCCAUGAUGAUGAACUUAGGCUUUAGCUAAUCAUUUUGGACGAAUUAUUUGUCUGUGUUGCUCCCCACCACCCUGUUAGUCGUUGUGGUCUUCUGGACCAUGCUACAACUGCACACGGCCUCUUGGCAUUGUUGCAGCACUGCACCGGUUGUUGAGCAAUCUUUUCCAUGUGUACUUGCCCCAAAGACGGAUAUGGCAUCUUACUUGUAGGUUGCCGCUGUGGUGUGUGGCUGGUCCUUGGUCCCUUUCCCCCUACUAACGGCCCAGGCAGCCUCGGCGUCUCCUGCUGACGAAAACAACGCAGCAAAGAAAGGACAUGUGACCAUUGUGUUUCGCAUGGCAGCGUUUCCUGGCUGCAGCUGCAGUCUGUCCUUAAGUGAUGCGGUGCCUACUGCUAUCGCUCGUGUUGGGCGACGCCAAGGCAGCAAGAUCUCUUGAGCUCAGGUUCAGACUCCUGAAUCUGAGCGGCAGUUCAGAUUCAGGGCAGGCUCACUCUGAUCUUUUAUUUUUUUAUUUUUUACCAUUGCCAACCUGAACGCAGCUUCAACUGGGACCAUGACGGCAGUGACGCGACCGGCAUCGCCUGCCUCGCUGUGCACCGACAAUGGUGGUUUCUGUGCUCGCGAUGAAGAUUGCUUGCCAUGAAGUGUUGAGGUGAUGGAUUACUGGAACUGAGCCCACCUGGCCACAUCUCUGUCCCACGGCUCCUAGCAUUUGAUUCUGAGGCUGACGCAUGAAUUCGUGACGAUAGUGACUGUAUCGGUGUGAGCUCACGGUUGUGUGAUUGUGUCAAUGGUACCGAACUACCGAUCACUUUACCCGAAAGCUUAGCCCAA
Messenger RNA from Panicum hallii, 2019 nucleotides. RefSeq names its product protein arv1 homolog. NCBI's taxonomy places the organism in Eukaryota, Viridiplantae, Streptophyta, Magnoliopsida, Poales, Poaceae. Gene Ontology annotation, biological process: intracellular sterol transport; regulation of plasma membrane sterol distribution; sterol metabolic process. The transcript is spliced from 10 exons. Bases 244 to 876 code for a protein of 210 amino acids. Gene Ontology annotation, cellular component: Golgi apparatus; cortical endoplasmic reticulum. The record is from RefSeq and is a predicted model, not a curated record.